AUGGAUGGUCGGAUGAAACACUGCGCCGGCAUCGUCGAGACGAGGCUCUGCCUGGUACGCCGUUGGAUAACUGCUGCCGGGACGGGUCUGUGCAUCGCCUUCGCUGAGACGCGCCCACCCCCGCCGACGGAGACCGCGGACUCACGGCACAUGCGGUCGUUCUCCACUACGAACAUAAAAGUCGUGGCCCCAUAGUGGGAUUCGGUCGCGCCAACCAGGCACAUGGGCAGCCCGAUUCAGGGACGGCACUGCCUGCCCCCUCGAGGGGAAGGGCCUAGAAAAGGUGGUCUAAAAAAUUCUGGGCACCACGCCGUCUGCAGGCCAGCCAAGGCCGCAGAUGCCAUCAACACGGUCGAAACACUCAAAAUCGAAACAACAACAAUACCAACUACAACAACCAUACUCCUUCUCCACAUCCUACCUCUUCUACCUCUAUCUCCGUCUAUUCUUCUGCCUAUUCUCCUCCUUCGUCAUCAUCUUCUCCACCUCCUUCCCGUAGCCCCACUCGUUUUCCCCAGACUGACAGGGUGAGCCCGCUCACUCUGGCAGCCUGGAAUGUUCGCUCCCUUUUAGACAAUCCGAGGAGCAACCGACCGGAACGGAGGACGGCGCUAGUGGCACGAGAACUGGCGCGCUACAAGGUGGACAUCGCCGCACUCAGCGAGACCCGAUUCUCCGAACAAGGCCAACUGGAGGAGGUGGGUGCCGGCUACACCUUCUUCUGGAGUGGUCGACCCAGGGCAGAGCGACGACAGCGUUUUAUGCCCUUCUCCCAACAAAGGUACUAG
Molecule: messenger RNA, 788 nt
Organism: Spirometra erinaceieuropaei
Lineage: Eukaryota; Metazoa; Platyhelminthes; Cestoda; Diphyllobothriidea; Diphyllobothriidae
Source: the annotation of a GenBank genome assembly